AUCUCUCACAAUGUCUUUCAUUCGAGUUGAAGGCACAAAGCUCGUGGAUGGGGAGGGCAAGGAGAUCAUCCUUCGUGGUGCUGGUCUCGGUGGUUGGAUGAAUAUGGAGAACUUCAUUUCAGGUUAUCCCGGAUGUGAGUUUCAGAUCCGCAGCGAACUGGCAAAAGUCGUUGGGAAAGAGAAGUCGGAAUUCUUCUUCGACAGGUUUCUCCAAUAUUUCUUCGAGGAAGAUGAUGCCAAGUUCUUCAAGUCGCUCGGUCUGAACUGUAUUCGUAUCGCCUUCAACUACCGACAUUUCGAGGAUGACAUGAAUCCACGUGUGCUGAAGCCAGAAGGUUUCAAGCAUCUCGACCGCGUUAUCGACAUCUGCGCUAAACACGGUAUCUACACCAUCCUCGACUGUCAUACUGCACCUGGUGGUCAAAAUACGGAUUGGCACAGUGAUGCUGGAACACACAUAGCAAACUUCUGGAUUCACAAGGAUUUCCAGGACAGGCUCGUAUGGCUUUGGGGAGAACUCGCCAAGCACUACAAGGACAACCAAUGGAUUGCUGGGUAUAACCCAUUGAACGAGCCUACCGACUCGGAGCACACACGCCUCAUCGUGCUUUACGAUCGCUUAUACGAGACGAUCCGUGCAAUCGAUAAGAACCACGCACUUUUCUUGGACGGAAACACCUUUGCAUCUGAUUUCAGUCAUUUCGGGGAUGCACACAAGCGCUGGACAAAUUCUGCAUAUGGUAUCCACGAUUAUUCUGGUUACGGAUUCCCAGCAGCGGGUGAGUUGUAUUCAGGCACGGACGAGCAACGCCGUCGUAUGCGUCGUUCGUACGAGAGGAAGAAACAAUGGAUGGACGAGCGCGGUCUGUGCGUUUGGAACGGUGAAUGGGGUCCCGUAUACGCACGUCGUGAAUACGAAGGUGACCUCACGGACCAGAUCAACGAGUCGCGCUACCUCGUCCUCAAAGACCAACUUGCAAUCUACAACAAUGAUCGUCUAAGCUGGUCGAUUUGGUUGUACAAGGAUAUCGGAUUCCAGGGAAUGGUCUUCGUCUCCCGUGAGACUCCAUACAUGACCCUCCUUAAAGACUUCCUCGCGAAAAAGCACCGACUCGCCGCGGACGCAUGGGGAGCGGAUGAUUCGUAUGUCCGCUCGAAGUAUCAGCCACUGCUAGACCUUAUUGCCAACGAAGUCGCACCAACCGAUGAAUUACAGCGUCUCUACCCUUGGCCUGUGUGGAAACUCUCAGAUCGCGUUGGACGACUUUCACGCAACAUACUCGUGUCAGAGUUCCUUGUCAAAGAGUGGGCAGAACACUUCCGUGGAAAGUCGGAGGCAGAGCUCGAUCAGAUCGCUCAGAGUUUCAGGUUCGCGAAUUGUAUGAAGCGAGAUGGGUUGAAUAAGGUGCUCACGGAGAAUGCGAGUUUGGUUGCGAAGUCCGGUUGAAGAAUAGGACAGAAGUGAACACAACGCGUUGUAUCAAUGUGAUUGUAAUGAUAAACCAGCUGUCGUCGUACAAUGUAAUUCGUUACAAAAUCUGAAGGUUAUGAAUCUCAGAAGCCGUAUUUGUCCAAA
This is a messenger RNA of Fomitiporia mediterranea MF3/22, 1576 nucleotides long. Its product is annotated as glycoside hydrolase. Lineage: Eukaryota; Fungi; Basidiomycota; Agaricomycetes; Hymenochaetales; Hymenochaetaceae. Gene Ontology annotation, biological process: glucan catabolic process. The transcript has 4 exons. Gene Ontology annotation, molecular function: beta-glucosidase activity. Gene Ontology annotation, cellular component: extracellular region; cell surface. The coding region runs from base 11 to 1447 and encodes 478 amino acids. The record is from RefSeq and is a predicted model, not a curated record.